AUGCUGGGAGUACCACCGCACAGCCCCAGCGCCGACCCCGAACCCUACUGGACACCACAGCCACAAGGACCCAGGCCUGCCAAGCGCCGCCGCCUCCACGAGCCCCAGGAGCCACUCAGCCUGGAAGAGCCCGCAGGGUCCUCCAGAGAUGCAUCGACCUCUAUGGUGAUCCUGGCCACCGGCAGUGCCCUGCAGCUGCAGCUGGAUGGCGUCGAACUGCUGCUGGAACUGGAAGCCACCUCGGUCCUGGAAGUGGAGCUCCCUGAACACACCAUCAUCCUGGUGCCCGAGGGCCUCCAGGCUUCAGACCAUCUUGGACAGCCUGGGUUCUUCUCCGCCAGCCCGCAGGGGGGCGCUGGCCUGGAAAUGCCAGAGGAGGACCUGCUAGUCCUCCAGCUGGUACCCUCCUGUGAGUUCAUUCUAGAAAUUUCCUACCAAGAGGAAUCCUAUGAUGAGGAUGAGGACUCUGGCUCCCUGUCACCCUGGAUGGAUUCUCCAGCUGGUCAGGCAAGUGAGCACUUUUCCUCCACCAACAGGAUGCCCAGUCCUUGGCCUCAGGGCCACAUCCCAGAACCAUAUCCUUCAGGGCCUUCCCCUAAUGCAGAGCCAUAUUCUCCAAGGUCUGUCUGGGACCAGGACAGCUACCUGCUGGGACCCUUCCCCAGCUCACCCUUGCAGCCUCUGCCUCCAUCUCCUCCUCCAAGGCCCCAAGAGCAGCGCCCUCCAUCCUCUCCGAGGUCCCCAUGCAAGGCCAGGAAGAGACUGUUCUGUGAAUGAACUGCCCUCCACCAAUCCUGAUGCCCCUCAAAUGAGAGAUUGGCUCCCAGCACCAUCGUGAGUGCCUCUGCACAGCCUACAAGGUUAGAAGGGCACUCUUGUUUAUGAAUUGGGCAGAAUAUUGGAUUGUUGGUUGCUAGAAUGUCUGGAAGGAAGAUCAUCGCCUCCAGAUCACGUGCUGGUUGACACUUGCCUGCAUUUGCUCUUUGACUUGACUGCUUCCUUAGACUUUUUCUAUACAGAAGUCACCCUCGGGCAGCUCCAGCAGUGCAGUCCUGAUCUGCCUGCCUCUGCCGUUUGUGCUGGGAUUAAAGGCGUGUGUGCCACCUCUACCCAGCUCAUGUUAUUUUUUUUUUAAACAAAUGGGGCUUUUGAUUGUCGUGGGGGUUGUUUGGGGGUUUAUUUUGAUUUUGCUUUAGGAAGAGUUGGUUUUACCUUUUCUUUCAACAAGAAAUAAGUCUUUUCAUCUCAUUUUGUAUAUUUUUAAUCUAGUUCUCCAGCUCCCAGGGUCACAAUUUGAAUGUUACAAUAAUUUGUUAUAAGACUAUUUUGUUAGAAUAAUUAGAAGAUCUCAAAUUUAUGUUUUUCAUUGUAACUUGAGUAUAGAUAUGUCUUAUGUUGAUUUGAUAUCCAACAAAAUUUAUUAAUUUCUUUAGUAAUCUUAUGUACCUUCUUUUGGAGGUUUGAUAAAAACAAUAUCUCUACUGAGAAAUUAGAGACCUUUGACAUAUCUAAAACAUUUAUUUUUCCUUAACAUUUACUAUGAAAUUAUUAAGUAAAAUUGAAGUGUUUUUGUUAGGGACUUUCCUAUGAUAUAGAAUGCAAUUACUUAAAUUUUAUAAGAGAAUGUUAAUGUUUCUGUAUAUAGUUGUUAGAUAGUCUUUGUCCUGUUGAAGAUGUUACUUUAUAAUGUUUCAGAUCAUAAAAUAGUGAGAUUCUUUGGUUUUGGUUUUGGUUAAGUACUAAGACUUUGUCAAAAUGUUGGAUUAAAAAUUUAAUAAAAUUGUUUUUCAAAAACUUGUGUAUUAGAGUACCUUCAUGUAUGAGCUAUGUUAAGCCCUGAGUCUUUGGCAAACACACAAAAACACAGUUAGAAAACACAUGAGACCGGGGUUGGGGCUAAGGAGAUUGUAACACUUAGGUUCAGAUACUUGAGCAGAGAUGGUUAGCAGCAGAAAUGAUGGAAGAAUUGUCUUAUGGUGUCACAUGGUAACAUUUAAGAAGUUUUUGUUUUGAGCAUGGUGUUCCAUGGUGUCUUUUCCAUUAGUCCAUGCUGACAGAACA
Messenger RNA from Alexandromys fortis (reed vole), 2061 nucleotides. RefSeq names its product proline-rich protein 23A3-like. The transcript has a single exon. The record is from RefSeq and is a predicted model, not a curated record. Lineage: Eukaryota; Metazoa; Chordata; Mammalia; Rodentia; Cricetidae. The coding region runs from base 1 to 777 and encodes 258 amino acids.